UGGGGCGGCUGGCAUUCGCUACUUAAACCUCUUAUUCUCCAGUCUAGGAGAUCGACGGCGCACGUCAGACUCUGCCGCACAAUCCAACGGCCCAGGGAGCACCGCGUCGCGGAGGGCAACUUCAUGAAAUCCAUCCGUCCAUCAUCGUCACAUAAAUAUUCUCCGUCGCCGUUACUCCGGCUCCCUUCACAGAGUCCUUCUCUGCUCUGAAUCUCUCUCUCUCAAGCGUCUAGAUUUCAUAUAGACUCAUCAUCCAUUCAACUCAAUCAUACUUCUCUAAUUUCAGAGAGAGAAGUAAGAGAGAGAGAGAGAGAGAGAGAGAGAGGGAGGGAGUGUGUGGGUGAGAGGGAGUUCCCCCGUCGACCUCAGAGAUGCAGUUCGCGAACGGUUCUGAUCCGCAACAGCAGAAUCAGCAGCAGGCGCAGCCGCCGCACCCUCCGCCGCCGCCGCCGCCGCCGCUGCCUCAAUGGAUGGCUAUGCAGUACUCUGCGGCGGCAAUGGUAAUGCCGCACCCCAUGAUGCCUCCGCAUUAUCCGCCGCAGUACAUCCCCUUCCACCAUCAUCAGCAUCAGCAGCCGCCGCCGCAACAGCCGCAGGGAUCCAACGGUGAGAAUAAGACGAUCUGGGUCGGGGACCUUUAUCAUUGGAUGGACGAGAAUUACCUCCAUAGCUGCUUCGCUUCCACGGGAGAGCUUGCCUCCAUUAAGGUUAUUCGCAAUAAACAGACUGGUUUAUCUGAGGGUUAUGGGUUUGUGGAGUUCUUUUCACAUGCUACCGCCGAGAAGGUUCUUCAGACCUAUACAAACAUUCUGAUGCCUAAUACAGAUCAGCGCUUCCGUCUAAACUGGGCAACAUUUAGCACGGGUGAUAAGCGUUCAGAUAAUGGUUCUGAUCUUUCUAUAUUUGUAGGAGAUUUAGCUUCAGAUGUUACUGAUAGCUUAUUGCAUGAAACAUUUGCUAGUAGAUAUCCAUCUGUCAAAGCUGCUAAAGUUGUCAUUGAUGCCAAUACUGGCCGUUCUAAAGGUUAUGGUUUUGUGAGAUUCGAAGAUGAUAAUGAGAGGACACAGGCCAUGACUGAAAUGCAUGGUGCAUAUUGUUCAAGCAGGGCCAUGCGCAUUGGCGCUGCAACUCCUAGGAAAUCGUCUGGAUAUCAACAACAAUAUUCACAAGGUGGAUAUGCAUCAAAUGGUGUCUCAGGCCAAGGUGUCCAAUCUGAUGGGGAUUCUACAAACACAACGAUAUUUGUUGGAGGUCUUGAUCCUAGUGUCACUGAUGAAGAUCUCAGGCAGCCAUUCACCCAGUAUGGUGAGGUAGUGUCUGUAAAAAUACCUUCUGGAAAAGGAUGUGGGUUUGUGCAGUUUGCUAACAGAAAUGAUGCCGAAGAAGCACUGCAGAAAUUGAAUGGGACAAUAAUUGGAAAGCAAACAGUGCGGCUUUCUUGGGGUCGUAAUCCAGCGAAUAAGCAGUUGAGAGCGGAUUUUGGCAACCAGUGGAGUGGAGCAUACUAUGGAGGGCAGGUUUAUGAUGGUUAUGGAUAUGCUCUGGCACCACCCCAUGACCCAACAAUGUAUGCAGCAACCCCCAUGACGUAUGGGGCUUAUCCUAUGUAUGGCAACCAUCAACAGCAAGUCAGCUGAAUGAGCUAGGAGAGACUACUAGUUUUAGCAAAUAGACGUAUCAGGCGCUGCAAAAAGGAAAUUAGACACCACAUUAUAAUGGGCACAUUUGCCUCAUUUCUCUGUAGUCUUAUUUGGUUGUUUCUAUAGAAUUUUAAUUAACCCCUCUGGCUGUGGAGUGGGAGCUGAAUUUUGACAAACACCCGAAAUAGUUGUCUUAGGCGAUUCGAGAUUAAUUAUUUUUUUAGAUUUGAGGAAGUUAAUGAGGAACUUCGCUUCUGAAUA
Malania oleifera is the source of this 1901-nucleotide messenger RNA. RefSeq names its product polyadenylate-binding protein RBP47-like. Lineage: Eukaryota; Viridiplantae; Streptophyta; Magnoliopsida; Santalales; Ximeniaceae. Gene Ontology annotation, cellular component: cytosol. Bases 372 to 1637 code for a protein of 421 amino acids. Gene Ontology annotation, molecular function: mRNA binding. The transcript is spliced from 6 exons. The record is from RefSeq and is a predicted model, not a curated record.